AUGAACAACCUCCCAGAAAAGAUCAUGUACUUGAAGAAGUUUUUCUCCUUUGUUGCCUUUCUUUCAAUUUCCUAUGAACCUUUAAGGGCAGUGACCUAUGAUGAUGUGUAUAUCAACUUCACUCGAGAAGAGUGGAAUUUGCUGGAUCCUUCCCAGAAGAAUCUCUACAAAGAUGUGAUGCUGGAGACUUACAGGAACUUCACUACUAUAGAAUGCAUUUGGGAAGACCAUAAUACUGAAGAACAUUGUCCAUGUUAUAGAAGACAUGAAAGAACACAUACUGGAGAGAAACCCUAUGAAUGUAACCAAUGUGGCAAGGCCUUUGCAUGUCACAGUCAUCUUCAAUCCCAUAAGAGAACACACACAGGAGAGAAACCAUAUGAAUGUAAUCAGUGUGGUAAGGCCUUUUCACAACACAGUAAUCUUCAAAGACAUCAAAGAAUACAUACUGGAGAGAAACCAUAUGAAUGUAAUCAGUGUGGUAAGGCCUUUGCAACUAAGAGUAAUCUUAAAAACCAUCAAAGAACACAUCUUGGAGAGAAAUCAUAUGAAUGUAAUCAAUGUGGUAAGGCCUUUGCAUUUCAGGGAACUCUUCAACACCAUCAAAGAACGCAUACUGGCGAAAAGCCCUAUGAAUGUAUUCAGUGUGGUAAGGCUUUUGCACGUCGUCAUCAUCUUCAAUUGCAUAAAAGAACACAUACUGGAGAGAAACCUUUUGAAUGUAAUCAAUGUGGUAAGGCCUUUGCAGCUCAGAGUAAUCUUAAAAACCAUAAAAGAACACAUACUGGAGAGAAACCUUAUGAGUGUACUCAGUGUGGUAAGACCUUUGCUCAAUACAAUCAUCUUAAAAGCCAUAAAAGAACACAUACUGGAGAUAAACCUUAUGAAUGUAAUCAGUGUGGUAAGGCCUUUGCAAUGACCAUUCAUCUUCAAAGGCAUAAAAGAAUACAUACUGGUGAGAAACCCUAUGAAUGCAAUCAGUGUGGUAAGGCCUUUGUACAACACAGUAAUCUUCAAAGUCAUCAAAGAACACACACUGGAGAAAAACCAUAUGAAUGUAAUCAGUGU
Chionomys nivalis (European snow vole) is the source of this 1068-nucleotide messenger RNA. Its product is annotated as zinc finger protein 120-like. Gene Ontology annotation, molecular function: RNA polymerase II cis-regulatory region sequence-specific DNA binding; DNA-binding transcription factor activity. The record is from RefSeq and is a predicted model, not a curated record. The transcript has 4 exons. Gene Ontology annotation, biological process: regulation of transcription by RNA polymerase II. The annotation marks the transcript as partial. NCBI's taxonomy places the organism in Eukaryota, Metazoa, Chordata, Mammalia, Rodentia, Cricetidae.